This is a messenger RNA of Trichomonas vaginalis G3, 1056 nucleotides long. RefSeq names its product positive regulation of myosin-light-chain-phosphatase protein. The record is from RefSeq and is a predicted model, not a curated record. Gene Ontology annotation, molecular function: protein binding. NCBI's taxonomy places the organism in Eukaryota, Parabasalia, Trichomonadida, Trichomonadidae. Gene Ontology annotation, cellular component: nucleus; cytoplasm. The transcript has a single exon. Bases 1 to 1056 code for a protein of 351 amino acids.
AUGAGUCUCCAGCAUCAGUACAUGCAAGAAAGGACUGAAUUAGAGCAGAGAUUGAAUAAAGAAGUUGCUCCUCUCAAAGCACAAGUCGAUAGCUACGUACAACAGCUCAACCAAGAGAAGGAGGCCCAGAAGCAGAAGGAAGUCCAAGAAGUAAGGCAAGCUGCAGCAAAAUUUGAGAAACAAAAGAAAGCCAAAGAGCAAACAAAGACAGAAGAACAACCAAAGCAACAAAAACAACAAAAGAGGAAGGAAGAGACACAAGAGGAUAUGAUGGAAGGCUUAGAAGAACAAGAAGAAGAUAUAUCUGUUCCUCUUGCCAUUCCAGAGCAUCCAGUACCUGUCAAACCAAUCAACAAACCAAAGCCAACGCCAUUACCAACGAAAUUUACAAGUAUUUUCGAUGCAAUUUUGCUUCAUAACAUUGAUGAAGUCAAAAAGUUCAUCGAAAAGAAGAAAUCAAUUGUUAACGAACGUGGUAACAUGAGAAUUACGCCAUUUACUACUGCUGCUCUCGAGGAUGAUCUCGAAAUUAUGAAAAUCCUCCACGAGAACGGCGCCGAUCCAAAUAUUACAGAUGGAACUGGCCGUACAGCCUUCCAUAUUGCUGCUGCUAAGGAAUCUAGGAAAGUUAUUGAGUUCCUUGCAGAUAUCAAAGCAGAUAUAAGUAUUAAAGAUAAAGAUGGUCGUAAAGUAACAGAUAUCAUUCGCGAGCGUGAAGAAUCCCAUAACAAAAUGCAGGAAGCUUGUAAAGAAAACGAUGUUAGAAAACUUGGAGAUGUUCUUAGAAAGUGGCCGGACAUGGUUUCAACUGUUUUCAGAGGGGGAAUCACUCCAUUACAUUUGGCUGCUGGUUUUGACUCUCAGAAGAUUUGCCAGAAGCUUUUACAGUGGGGAGCCGAUAUUAAUGCUGUAGAUGAUAACGGAAAUACACCUCUCCAUUACGCUGUUCAAUAUGAUGCACCUCAUACGUCUAGAUACUUGCUUAGAUCAGCUGCUGAUGCAACAAUUAAGAAUAAGGCUGGUAAACUCCCGUUAGAGAUGGCUGAUGCCAAAUAA